AUGUCCUCAGAAUGGGAAAGGGUGCUCUGGAAGAGACAGCCUUACCCUGAUAACUACGUUCCACCCUCGUUCCUUUCCGAGCUUCGGAAGAACCCCAGCUUCAGGCCAUACACAUAUCGGUCUCUCGUAGUGGGGUCUUUCGCCAUAUCCCAGCACUUUUCCACCAUCUUCAUCUUCCUCGCCGUAUUCGUGCGCCUGCACACGUGCGUGCUUGAUCCUCGCCUGCUCGUCUGGAUGUCCGUCGGCGUAUUUGUAUCUGGUUACGCAGUCUGGGAGAUCUUGGACUACGUGGAUGUUCGGAACACACCACGAGACCUGAACGAGAACCGGGCCAAAGUAUUGAAGUCUUCGAUCUUGGUUUUUCUGGCGCUCCUGGCACUGUCACCUGUGCUGAAGACCUUGACUGCUGCCACCUCAUCCGACUCGAUAUGGGCUUUGUCUGCCUUUCUGUUCAUCUUGAACGCGCUUCUUGCGGAUUACUCCUCCGCGAAGCCCGAAGGCCGCAUUCGCGAGAGGCUUACAUCUGUUCUUUCGAUGAACGCAGCCAUCUCAGCAUCGGUGGUCCUAGCCUCACGCCUGCCGGAUAACCUGUCCGUCUUCGCGCUCAUUCUGUUCGCAAUCCAGGUGUUCUCUCUGUUCCCCAUACUCCGGCAUAGGCUGCAGGCUACUCCACUUGUACUGCAAACCACGCUCACCGCUGCUCUCUGUUCCUUAUCGUUGUUCCUAUCGUCGAUCUUUCCCUCGACUGUUACAUGGGUGUUUGCCGCGGUCUUUGGCUUCUAUACCUUCGGCGCCCCGGCAAUGCUGAUGUGGGCACAGCGGUAUAAAAACGAGAUACGAGGUCCCUGGGACGUCGCGGUGCCCAAGGUCAACUGACCGCUGCGGUCGACGGAAGCAGAUAAAGCCGACGCGCCAUCUCUUUUCCAGGCGCCACCAAAAAAGCGCCAGGGGCGCAUUUCGUUGAUCGGCGACUACUGUCAAUCGACGACCGACGGCGUCUUGUCAAUCUCACUUCGUUUUGUUCCGAUCAUCGCGCGAGUGGCGUAUGUUUUUUUUUUUCGCUUGAGCGCAGGCGUUAGGCUUGGCAAAAGGUAAACAAGAGGGUGGGAUUAUUUUACAGUAAGGGUUUGAGCGGAUUACAGUAUAUCACAAUGCUCUAUACAUCGUUACAUUGCUAUUGUCUACAAAGUCCCGUUCGACGCUUAGAGCUUAGAGCUGAGAGGGUGAGAGAUGAACGCGAGAGCAUAGAUGUUACCGGAGAGCGAGCCGCGAGAGAGCAUUGCAAGGUCGUUAAAAGCAUAGUGCUAAGCACUGCAGAUGGAGCAAAAAUCAUGGAGGCCGGUCAUCUCCCUCGGCCGUCUUCGUCGUCGCUGUCUCGACGUUGGCGUUUAACGCCUACGAUGCCCAUCCCGAUACCUCUCGCCUCGAGGGCCUCGAUCGCAACCUUGGCGGCGCCAGACGACCGCUUUGUGCGCGCACGGUUCCGCCGGAGCGCACCGAAGGCUUGCGCCUUGAUCACCGCCAGCGUUCCGGAUAUUGGCGGGUCGCUGGGUGUGGGAGAGCGCGAGUCGCCGUCGCCGCCCUGGGAGGAACCCGUGUCCUUCCUCGAUCGCGGUUUUGACUCGGGCUCCGCGGCUGCAGGCGCCGGGGGGUCGCUCGCGGUCGUGUAGUCGGCCAUGGAGGACGGUCCAGAGUCUUGCCGCCGUGGUUGGGGCAUGGCGUAGCGGCUGGGGCCGGCGAGAGAGGAGAUGUCGGCGAUCCCGCCGUGCAGAGUCAUAUCGGGGUUGCCCUGGCGGCGAUAGGCGUAUUCGGAGCGCUCUUGAUGGCCGACGGACGAGUCGGUGUAUCCCAUCUGAUGGUAGGGGGACGUAACGCCCGUGGAAGACGUGGAGGUUGGGGUAGAAGGAGCGGAGAGGGUCGGGCUGUGGCCGUUGGCGGAGAAGACGUACGGGGCGGCAUCGAGCGAGGCGAUGGGCAUUUUUUGAUCUUCGACUGUCGCGUAUUGAGACAUGUAAGAAAGGGCAGGGGACAUGAGCGUCGGCGACUCGACAUAGGCCGGAGAGUGCGAGGAGCUCCCGCUAUCGGGAGGGCACGACUCACCACCAGACGAUGCCGAGUGAACGACGGGCCCCGUCCAGGCGGCGGCGUCGCCCCGUGCAGAGCCGGCGAGGGCGUAUGAGCUUGUCGACGAAUAAGGGCCGUACUUGGCGAGGGAGGCGGCGCGAGCGGCGGAAGACGAGACGUGCCCGUGUUCGGGGGUAGUGUAGCCCGCGCUGGUGGCGUAUGCGUGGCCAGUGGCAUACGUGUUGGUGGCGUAUUCUGUGUAGCGCAGGCCGUCGUCGGGGUAGUGGGAGGGGGAGAGCGGGGGGAUCUGGGGGGUGGCGCCGUUCGCCUGGGCGGGAAAGAACGCUAUCGGGAGCGGGGGUAGCUCAUCGCGGGUGCCCCCGGCCCUCUUCGACAUCCAGAGGUGCCUCCACAUUUUUUCGCGCUCCUGGCCCUCGCGGCGGAGGCGGGCGUUCUCUGCGCGGAGCUCUGCCGCCUCUGCCUUGGCCUCCUUGCACGAGUCCUGGAGCUGGAGGACGACGCCCUCGAGGCUGGUGACUGCGAAGAGAACACGGGCUCGGAUCUCGAUGUGCGGGGGACGGGGACGUGGCACGCACCGGUCUCCUCGAGGCUGGCGAUGUAGUUGGCGCGUCGGGCCCGGAAGGCGGCCUGGGCGUCGGCAUUCUUCUUCUUGCGGAGGGCAAUGUCGGACAUGCGCGGCUGCGCGUCGUCGUCGGGGCUGGAGGGGUUGAUCAUCGACGGGGGGAGGAGCCAAGCGGGCUUUUGUUUGAAAUGGCAAGGGCGAGAAGACGGCGGGGGGGAGAACCGCGGACACACUAGUGGGUGGGCCUAGCCGAGCUAUAUGUAUUGCUCCUCCUCCUCCUCCGCUGGCCGUCGCUGCUCGCGCUGCCCAAAAGAACGCACGGGUCUGAUUCGAACGCGGGCCACGACCAGGCCAUGACCCGCGCUGGCUGCGAGUUCGUGUGCAGCUGCUGCCCCGCGGAGGACGAUCCGGCGACCUGCCGCAUCGGGCGACGCUCCCACCCACCGCUCCGGCCCCGCCGACGCGCUGCGGGAGUCCCCGCCCGGCCAUGCCUGUUGCACAGUGCACACUACCGACUAUACACGCACGGGCUCGCCCUCGCAAGCCACCUCCUCCACUCGCCCCCCGACUCCCACAGGCACAGCCGCACCCCGUCACGCGAGCGCGUCCCCCUCCUCGGCUUCCUCCC
Molecule: messenger RNA, 3275 nt
Organism: Punctularia strigosozonata HHB-11173 SS5
Lineage: Eukaryota; Fungi; Basidiomycota; Agaricomycetes; Corticiales; Punctulariaceae
Product: phosphatidylinositol N-acetylglucosaminyltransferase
Exons: 6
Coding region: 1-876 (291 amino acids)
Biological process (GO): GPI anchor biosynthetic process
Cellular component (GO): glycosylphosphatidylinositol-N-acetylglucosaminyltransferase (GPI-GnT) complex; membrane
Source: RefSeq, a predicted model, not a curated record